Messenger RNA from Bicyclus anynana (squinting bush brown), 5835 nucleotides. RefSeq lists its product as uncharacterized. Bases 185 to 2902 code for a protein of 905 amino acids. Lineage: Eukaryota; Metazoa; Arthropoda; Insecta; Lepidoptera; Nymphalidae. Gene Ontology annotation, biological process: regulation of transcription by RNA polymerase II. The transcript is spliced from 20 exons. Gene Ontology annotation, cellular component: nucleus. The record is from RefSeq and is a predicted model, not a curated record. Gene Ontology annotation, molecular function: protein dimerization activity; DNA-binding transcription factor activity, RNA polymerase II-specific; RNA polymerase II cis-regulatory region sequence-specific DNA binding.
UACGUAUAUCUAUGUAACAAUCAACAAUAGCAACAAGUAGACAGCUGGGAGGAUGGAUGCUGUAAAGAUAUUCAUCCUUUUUCAUAUAAAUUAUCACGCUUUGUUGUGCUAAUAUGUAUCUAUGAUAUUUCAUAGCAUUAAUCGCAGUUAAGUGAGAAGUUUGUGCUUGUGAUACUGUUCAAAAAUGGAUGAAUCUGGUAUUGAUAUGGGAUACGAUCUCGCUUCGUUGUUGACGAACGAUUUUAAUAUUGACCAGAAGAUUUUGGACGAGAUGACUGCUUCUCAGCAUCAGGAUUUCAUGUUCUACGAGCUGAAGUCGAAGGCAGUGCCAGUCACCGAAAGCCCGCCCACGUUCAAGACGCUGACGCCCACGUCGCGCACGCAGCUCAAACAGCAGCUGAUGAGAGAGCAUGCGCAGGAGCAACUGCGCAGGGAAUCCUUACAGGCCCAGCAAGUAGGUCAGUCCAAAGACAAUGAAGACAAGAGCAAGUCGAGCCCCACGGACGUGCCGCGGAUCACGCCGCACGUCGACCUACCGCCGCAAGUGCUACAGGUGCGAACAGUUCUGGAGAAUCCCACCCGGUAUCACGUGAUCCAGAAACAAAAGAGCCAGGUGCGCCAGUACCUUAGCGAGUCAUUCACGCCGCAGCCGCCGGUGGGCGGUUCAGUGCGAGGCGCGCCCGUACAAAGCGCGCCAGAGCUCGGCAACCGAGCGCCCUCCCCUGACCGAGGCUCCUCCUCCAGCCUCCUCAGCCCGGGACUCUGUUCCGCGGGAGCCAAUUCAGAAGCAGAUGAGUUCCUCGAAGACAUCCUGUCCCUGGACAGCGGGGCUGGUCCCCUGUCUUCAUCCGAGCCUGCGUCAGCUGCCAGCUCGGUGGCUGGGGACUGCGGGCUGCUGACUGAUGCCGACAUGCACGCUCUGGCCAAAGAUCGACAGAAGAAAGAUAAUCACAAUAUGAUCGAGCGCCGACGCCGUUUCAACAUAAACGACCGGAUAAAGGAGCUCGGCACCCUCCUGCCCAAAACCAACGACCCCUUCUACGAGGUCAUCCGCGACGUGCGCCCCAACAAGGGCACCAUUCUCAAGAGCAGUGUUGAUUACAUCAAGUGUCUGCGCGACGAAGUCAACCGGCUCAAGCACUCCGAGCAGCGGCGCAAGCAGAUCGAGUUGCACAACAGAAAGCUUACCUUGAGGAUACAGGAAUUGGAGAGGCUUGCAAGACUGCACGGUCUGCCGGUGUCUGGCGCAGACGGUUGGUCGUCUCCACACCAUUCUGAUUCGGGGGUGGACACCGCCCCUUCAGAAACCUUCUCAGAACCCCCCAAAUCUCUGCCGGAGGUGGUGCUGCCGAAGUCGGAGCCCGCGCUGAUGGAGCUGGGCGAGCCGCCGCCGGACCUGCUGCGCGACACGCCGUCGGGCGAGGCGCUGUCGGCGCUGGACGCGCUCGACGGUCUCAAACUAGGCUCCUGUUCGCCGCUGAGUCGCGAAGAAGGUCUCUCCCUCGGCUGUCUGGAGCCAGACCUCUGCCUCGAACCUGUGACCGACCAUCUUUUUAACCACAAAGACAUGAAGCAAAUGAGGUUAUCACCCCCUCAUCAUCCAGGGUUGCUGGACGACAGCGAUGCUGUGCUCAACCUGGCGCAGAUCGAGGACCUCAUGGAUGAUGACUCCCACAACCCUGUCACCUCAGGGGACCCCAUGCUGUGCUCGUCGCCCACGUCGCACCUGGGGCUGAGCGCGGCGGUGGCGGAGGCGGCGGACCAGUCCUGCGCCGCCAUGCUGCACAUCGACCUCUCCUCGCACGCGCCAGGUGAGACUGCUGACACUGGGGUGUACAGGUACCCAUGCUGUGCUCGUCGCCCACGUCGCACCUGGGGUACCCAUGCUGUGCUCGUCGCCCACGUCGCACCUGGGGCUGAGCGCGGCGGUGGCGGAGGCGGCGGACCAGUACCCAUGCUGUGCUCGUCGCCCACGUCGCACCUGGGGCUGAGCGCGGCGGUGGCGGAGGCGGCGGACCAGUCCUGCGCCGCCAUGCUGCACAUCGACCUCUCCUCGCACGCGCCAGGUGAGACUGCUGACACUGGGGUACCCAUGCUGUGCUCGUCGCCCACGUCGCACCUGGGGCUGAGCGCGGCGGUGGCGGAGGCGGCGGACCAGUCCUGCGCCGCCAUGCUGCACAUCGACCUCUCCUCGCACGCGCCAGGUGAGACUGCUGACACUGGGGUACCCAUGCUGUGCUCGUCGCCCACGUCGCACCUGGGGCUGAGCGCGGCGGUGGCGGAGGCGGCGGACCAGUCCUGCGCCGCCAUGCUGCACAUCGACCUCUCCUCGCACGCGCCAGGUGAGACUGCUGACACUGGGGUACCCAUGCUGUGCUCGUCGCCCACGUCGCACCUGGGGCUGAGCGCGGCGGUGGCGGAGGCGGCGGACCAGUCCUGCGCCGCCAUGCUGCACAUCGACCUCUCCUCGCACGCGCCAGGUGUACAGGUACCCAUGCUGUGCUCGUCGCCCACGUCGCACCUGGGGCUGAGCGCGGCGGUGGCGGAGGCGGCGGACCAGUCCUGCGCCGCCAUGCUGCACAUCGACCUCUCCUCGCACGCGCCUGACUGGGGUGUACAGGUACCCAUGCUGUGCUCGUCGCCCACGUCGCACCUGGGGCUGAGCGCGGCGGUGGCGGAGGCGGCGGACCAGUCCUGCGCCGCCAUGCUGCACAUCGACCUCUCCUCGCACGCGCCAGGAUCAUCGCUAAUGUCAGAAGGUGCCAUGUCCCUAGGCCUAGGCGGUCUAGGCGGCCUAGGGGGAUUAGGGGAGAGCCUCCCCCUACUUCUAGGAGCAACGCACGCGCCGCACUCCCCGCACGCACAUCCCAGACCGUGCUUCGACAUGGAUCUAGGCGCUUAGCGAGCCACCAAGCGAGGCACCCAGUGAGUUGCAUUGCAUCCCAUUAACCUGAGACAUGGGAGUUAAGCCUUAUGUGGUUGUAAUUACACCAGCAAUGCUGUUUUGCAGCAGAAGUAACCGUGGUAAAAUAUUUAGUAGUUUACUAGUAAAUAAACAUCACAAAGGGCCGAAUAAAAUUGUUACAAUAUACACAAAGUUGCAAAGACAGAGUUUUAGAAAAAAAUCGCUUGUCUGUAAAGUCGGUUUACUGACGAUAGUUAAACGUGAUAACGUCAUGAGAAAAUACUGAUGGAAUGGUUGUAUUUUUUUAAACGAAAAUGUUCGUCUUUCUUAAAUACUGUUUAAUAAACUUCUUAGGCCAGAAUAUACUUUAUUUCUUGUAAAAAAAGUUGACAACCCUAUAGCGAGGGAACGACGCAUGACGUCAUCUUUUUGUGUACAGCCGGCUCCAUCGAAUUAUAAGACGUUGUCACGUCAAAAAUAAUACAAUAAUCUAAUGGACCCAAAAUAAAAAUUUUAUAUGAAUUUUAAAAUGUUUAAAAAGCAAUAAAGUCAAAGAUCCGACUUAGAAACGACCUUCACCCAUCUGUUUACUGUAUGAAAAAUGUUUUAUAUCUUUAAUAAGUAAAAAAUAUAUUGCUUAUUGAGUCCGUAAAUAUCUUCUGGCCUAAUUAUUAUUAUUAAAAGUAAUUAAUCAGGAUUUUUAGGCAAUGCAAAAUAAAUAGAUAAUGUGUAGGUCGGUUCCAAUUUGGAUAUAAAAAAAUCAUAAAUAUAUGCUGUCACAACAACGUGAGAUUGUAAGGAAGUGCGUUAGAACUUGCGUUCUGUAAAACGCAAAACGCAACUGUGAACGCAAUUGAUUGGACACUUUAAAGUGGGAGCCUCGAAUUAUGUAUUUUAUGAAGUGAUAUACCAGUUACCAUCGUAUGUUAAAAUAAAUAGAAAAAUCACAAUUUAGUAUAAAUUGAGAACAAUCGAAAAUGAAUUUUAUUUAUUUCUACAUUACAAUUCAUUUUCGUAUUAACCUUUCUGUUGCCAAAACCCAACUAAUCCAGUGAUUCAUUAAGUCAGGUUUACAUGAUGUUAUUAGUUAUUAUAAUUAAAAUCUGCAUUAACCUUUCAUGUGAGUUAAGUUAUUGCAAAUGUGACAUUGUUUAAAAUUUGUUAAAUGAAACACAGCAAAUAGCAGCCCACAUAUACCUACAGGGUGCUCGGGAGUAUUUUCCCAUAACUCUGGAAAGCUACUUUAUUUGUGAUUGUCACAGGGUAUAUUUUAUCCCCGUAUUCUCACGGGCACGGGAACGGGAACUGCGCGGGUGAAACCGCAGAGCGCGGCUAAUUUAGUUUUAUACAGAAUGAUCGCGAUGGGUGUUGUUGUUGUGUUUUUACCAAAUCUAUUGCAAAACUUCAUUUUGACAUGAAAAUAUUUUCAAAACGAUCUUCAAAUCAAAGAUAAAGGUUUACAUAGUUUAAAUGUAUAUUAUAUUAAGUAUUUAAUAUUUAUAUAUAUUUUACAUUUAAAUGAAUAUAGUCCAAAUAUAUUUUAUUUAAAUUUUAAUAAUAUUCAAAUAUUAUCACUAAAAAUUUAUAAACAUGGUGCUCUUAUUUGAGGCGUUUUUUUAAUUUAUACGAACUGCUUUUUACUUAAUUUAAAUGUUUCGAAGAAUAUAUAUUUAUAUUUUGAACACCUUCAGUCAGGGUUAUGCUGUAGCUAUUUACGCCAGAUGGGCGACGCAACUUUUAGCAGCUAAUCCGACAUUGUUACGUUUUAUUGAAUAGAAAAUAAAUGGACCACGAUAUUUAAAAGAAAUAUAUAACUAUUAUUAUGUUAUAAUAAAUGUGAUAAAAUAUAUUUUUAGAUGAAAUUUAUUGAUAUAAAUUAUAUACAGAUAUUUUUGUAAAUAAAUUGUUAAAUAUACCAAUGUGCCUUGUUUUUUUUUUAGGAAUUAAAUCUGUACUUUUUGUAAGUGUACAUAAAUACAUAUAAAUAUUUUGUUGAUAAAACACUGGUUAUAUUGCAAAAUCGUUAAGUUUGUUACAAAGUUAAACUUAAAUGUACAGUAAAAAUAAUAAUCUGAAACUCCACGUGCUAUUGUGUUAAAUAUUUAUAAAAUAUCGUUGAAAAUCGUGCUCAAAAUUUAUGUGAACAGGUACUUAAGUUUACCGCAAACCUUUGUACCCUUUAAUUUUUAAUAUUAAAUUUUAUACACAUUUGAAUAUACGCGUAUGGCAAUAAUAAAUAAUUGUUAUAUUAAAAAAAAUAUUUUUAUCUGAUUUUGAAGAAAAAGAAACACUUUUUAUAUUUAACAGAAUAUCGAACAAAACUUUAUAAAAUAAAAAUAAUAUUAUAUUAUUAUAAUAUUAAAUGAAUUGUGUACAGUGGGAUGUCAUGUUGCAAUAAUCGUAUUGUUUAAAUAAAUGAAUCGUUUUUUGUUAUAAUUGUAAUAAUCUAUUGGUUUUGUUGCGUCGCGAGAUUGUGAGGUGUGGAGAAUUUCGCUCGAAUUCUAAGAAUUAUUAUAUAAUAAUUAUAUACAAUUAUAUAUUUGUAUAAUAUUUAUAUAAUAAUUAUAUAAAAUCUAGUUAAUUUUUAAUAGAAUAAUAUAAAAUCGACACAUCUCAUGACCUCGCUGUUUAGUUAAACAAUAUUUUAUGUAUUUGAUUUUAGAAAUUAAGGUGAACGUUUUUUUGAUUAAAUGAUCGUCAUUUUUAGUAUUAUUUUUGUUGCUUUGUAAUGAUAAUGAUAGAGUGAAUAUUAUUUGAUGAGGCAAGUUUUCGAAAAAUUAUUUCUUUUUUUUGUUUACGUAGAAAAGAAUCGAACGAAGUGCGCGAACAGACUUGUAUGUAUGGAUGUUAUUUAAUAUUAUAAUAUGAGAUUAAAGUGAAAAUAUUGUUGAAGUACAAAAAAGUGAAUUACAAAAUUUACCAGAGUAAAA